Molecule: messenger RNA, 6314 nt
Organism: Sitodiplosis mosellana (orange wheat blossom midge)
Lineage: Eukaryota; Metazoa; Arthropoda; Insecta; Diptera; Cecidomyiidae
Gene: Nost
Exons: 9
Coding region: 2604-5777 (1057 amino acids)
Cellular component (GO): cytoplasm; plasma membrane
Molecular function (GO): protein binding
Source: RefSeq, a predicted model, not a curated record
UCGUAAUGAUCGCUUGUGGCGUAAUGUACCGAUUUACCCAGUUGAUAGUAUACCGGACUGCGAACGCCAAUAGAAACAAUAUUUUAAUGUACGAAGGUGUGUGUGAGUGGAUGUGGAUAUCAAGUUUUAGCGUUUGGUUUUUGGUUUCAUCAAUGCCAUUUGUAUGAUCGUCAACAGUUAUUGUUAUGCAUUGAGAGAAAAUAUCAUUUACCAGUGCAAUAAACUCAGAUAUGCCUUCACAUGAAACCCAUCUGAGUCGUGCAAUAGUUUACAGGCACAUUUUCAAUUUAAAAACCCAUUCCACACUACUCACAAUUUAGAUCUAUUCAGAAAUCGCAGCCAAGCAUCACAUGCGUCGCAACAGGUGUUUAUUUGUCAUUUGAGAAGGACGGAAAAGUUAUUCCAAAAAUAUACCGAAAAAUAAACAGCGAGCUUCGAAACAAUGCAUGAUCGUAUCUGUUUCUUUCGAUAAUCAUGUGACGUCACGCUAAAUACCGUACAUGUACUGGUCUCUAGUAGGUGGUAGAGAUGCGUUGGAUUCAAUCAAACUAUUAUACAGUAUCGAGUUGAUUUUUUUUCUCUUCACACAAAACACACACGAGUAAAUUUGCGCGGCUCACGUACAAAAGCCACUGAGAAAGCCCCCCAUUUAAUACAGUUUCAAGCGUGUAAAUGCUUAUGUGUACGCUAUCGCCAGUGUGCGCGUCAAUAUACACAGUAUGUAGUGUGUGCAUGUGUGUGUGUGAAACGGUGUGCAAAAAAGAAUAUCGAAUGUUCACCGAAAACGCGGCCACAAACGGCUGGAGAGGAACGAGAGAGAUCGGUAUAGCUGUGUGCGCAGUGAAUAGGUUUUUUCAGUUUUCAAUUGGCAAUGAAUACGGAAUCAUGCCGUGUGCAGCAGAUCGUAUUCGCGCACUGUACCCAUAAGCAAACUAUACGGCUAAUGACAAUCGAAGUGAAAUAAAGAGAAACAAAAAUAAAACACUGAAAACUGACAACAAAACAACAUCACCGAGCACCGAGUCAAUAAAUGGCAUUCUAAAAAGAACGGCUUUAGUGCUUUCCAUUCGGUGUCAAUUCAAAAUAUAGAAAGUAACAAUCAUAAUAAUAAUAAAAAAACACACAGAGACAAUUUGUGCAAUUAGUUCUCAGUUGUGCGAAACAAACGUGUACAAAAAAAACCGAAUUCCGAUCGAGAGUGUGCUUGCGAUCAUGUCUAUGAAUUAAAUUCGAUCAUAUUGCGAUAAAUAGAUUAAAUUUCGUCGUCCACUGUGUUCGUUGUCAAGCUUUGAAGAACGCGUGAUGCUCGAAUUUUGGGUGUCGACUAAUUGAAACAUUUCGUUUUAUUGACAAUUCAACGAAAGAGACACAAAUAUCGAACGCUUUGUUUUUUUAACGGUUCAUAUUUUCUCCAUUUAAGCGCACGAAUUGCAUGUGUAUCGGUUUCAUGUGGGUAUUUUUAUAUUCUAACGUUAUUGGACGUUCAAAGAGUUAUAGACUGUAACUUACAGCAGAUCAUUUCGAAUGAUAACUACGGCGAGAGAGAAAAAAAACAAAUUCCCGCAAAUCUUUGAAACAAUCAUUGAGUCACACAUCUCAAGCAAACUGACUCACGCCCAACCGCACAUUUAAUUGCACAUCGGUGCGCGCACUUGCUAGGACAAUAAAUCAAAUGAAAUAAACAGAAGCCUCCAAGCAUCGGACCCAUUACAUAGCAACGACCGACGUAUGUCAAAUGUUAAUCAAGUGAAAUUAAUUAAAGUGCUGAAAUUGACCAAAUUUUUCCCCAUUGUAACACAAUCAGUUGACAUCAGAUUUCAUAGCCUCAAUCCGUCCAGUUGGGAUUUGUUCGUCAAUUGACUGACAUUGACUGGUUUUUUUGUAGCAUCAUCGAAAAUAAAUCGUGAAGUCGCUGGCUAUCAACAAGAAAAUGCUACGUUUGCAAUUGACAUGCGUGUUAGACAGCUUUUUUGGAUUUUAUUCCAUAUUCAAGUGAAUCAAUAGCAAAUUUCCAUUUUUUCUCUAUCGCGAGUGUAUAUAUGUGUCUGAGUGUUGUGGCAAACUGUUGACGCCAUUCGAAUUUGAAUUAAAUAUGAGAUGACAUUUUGUCAGUCGUUCCGCAGCUAAAUAGUGUGUGUACAUGUAUCAUGCAUCAGUAAUUUCAUACAUUCAUUUGAUACAUUCGAUGUGAAAACGUCGGAACACGACAGAAUUAUAACAAGUAAAUAAAGUGAGUGUGAGAGAAAAGAAACGGAGCACAACGGAAAACGACACAAACUGUGACACAAAAACCGUCUGCACCGAUAAUAAAUAGCAAUUAAUAGCUGUUUAUCGCACCUAUUUCUUUUGGCGUCGGUGAAACUUCUCGGCUGUAUCGCUGCUUUUUAUUUCUCCGACAUCAAUCAUUCAACGGCAAACCACAAAAAAAUGGCGCAAUUUAAAGAUAAUUCCUGGUUCAACCGAAGCGCAAACGAAAUAGAAAAUGCUGAGUCAACCGAGUUAGGUCGAAAAAAGCGAAAGAAAAUUAAUUGGAGUGUAAACAGAGUGGUGAAUCCGAUCGAAACGUACGAGAGAAAUUACCGUGUAGUUUAUCAUUUCGGAAGAUGAAUAAGCUAAGAACAACGAAAUAUAAACCAGACGAAGGUGUUCAAAAUGAUUACAGCCUCUUUGAUAAGAUAACGAAACGCUAUUCGAAUGUACGAUUUCUGCGGAAAUCGGCAAAUCGAAAGGAAGUUCCAGCGAAUACAUUCUCUGGCAGCUAUGAUAUGAAUGGACGAAAUUCAGAAGACCAUAAACUCGAAAUCGGUGCACCGAUUCUGAUUUCGAAAACAACAAUCGAUACGGAUUCAAUCAUUGAUACCAGUCUCUAUCGACACAGUGACUGUAGCCAAUUGCAACGUAAUUCCGAUCAAUCAGACAGUUAUCAUGAUGCAAACAGUUCGUUGGACACACAACAAUCCAGUUUUCAUUCGUCCACAUCGAGCAACGAUGAACGGAACGUCGAUAGUGCAUAUGCCAAAAUCAUACAACUGCCAAUCACCAGCGAAGUGAAUAACAAUGGGAAUUUCAUUGGAAAUCGUUCAAAAUCGGCGACCAAUUUGCAUAAAACCGAAUUGAGUGUUUAUUUACAGCGUUCGCCCAGUAUGGAAAUAUCGAAUCACUUCACUCAACCAUUGACACCGAAGCACACAUACAGUUCCUACAAUGGAUUUCGAACGGUGUCAAAGCACAGCAUCGAGAGCGAUAAUAGUUUUCACAAUAGUCGAAAUAGUAUCACCGUUAAUGGAUCGGUGAUCGAUGAGGAAGUGCUUGAUUUUGACAUGAAAUCGGCUUCAUUUCAAAGUCUCGAUGCACGCAACAUAUUCUUAUCGAUCGAAGAAUUGAAUGAAAUCACCCGGCAAAUUAACGAAUCCGAUGAAUUUCGGUCAAUUGACAAUGAUCAAUUGGAGUAUCAAAUCCAUCGUGAUAAUUUGAAGCCAUGCGAACGACGUGUCACAUUGUUGCGGAAUAAAAACCAGAAAUUUUUAAAUAUCACACCAAAGCGGGACAAAUUGACGAACGCAUGGAGCGGAUUUAAGAAUUGGAUUGGCGAAGAAAAAGGCAAGAUUAAGGAAGUGGUCAAUAAGCAUGCGGCGAUGCAACGGGUUGGCGCCAAUGCGAAACCAACGACAAACGGUGAAACUGCGGUCGAUGGUGUAACCAUUGUAAAUGGUACCGCAUUGCAAAUCACUCAAAAUGUCACGGAGGCGAACAAUCAACAGCAACAACAGAACGAGCCACACCAAUAUCAAUCACAAGAUUUUGGUGAACACACCAUUCGGUUCAGCGGCGGUGGUGUUGACAAUCAACAACGUCGUGUGGUUGGUUCGGAUAGCAGUGAUUUGAAUUCGUUGAGCAGGAAAUCUUUACAUGAAAUCGAGGGUCAAAAUGGUUUCGAAGAGCUACGCCGCUAUGUUAAACAAGGCAGUGACUUUGGCAAAGAUUUGGUUGCGGUUUUACAAGAACGAGUGGAAUCAGAGCAACUGUAUUCGAAAUCACUGUCGAAAAUGGCAUCGAAACUGAACAAAGCAUGUCGUGAAGUGCCUGGCACAUUGGCAGAGGCAUGGCGUAAUGUGGCCGCUGAAAUGGAAAGUCGAAGCGAAGUGCAUCGUCAAUUUUCCACCACGAUGACUGAAGAAAUCGUUAAACCAUUGAAGCAAUUACUGGACAAUCAGCAUAAAAUGAGAAAAUCGAUUGAAGGCAAUGUGGAUAAGUCAUCGCGAAUUUUAGCCGAAUGGCGAACCAACGAGGCAAAAGCAAAGAAGUCAUCGCAUGCAGCGGCUCGUGAAAAUGAAAAACUUCAAGAUGCAAUGCUCGAUGUUCGAAUUCAACGGUCACCAUCGAUAGCUCAUCAUAAUUCGUCGGCAGUGUCAAUUAUAAACAAUAAUACAAACAGUCUGAACAGUAAUAAAGAUGGCAACACCGGCACUGGUCUGCUUGGUUUGCACAAGGCGGCCACCGUCGACAAGGAAAUUAAAAAUGCCGAAAAAGAUUGCGCUAAACUGGAUAAUAAACGGCGCAAGGCUGAGGAAUCGGUGAAGCGGGCCGAUGUUGAAUAUUACACACUUUGCAUUCGUGCCGAACGGGCUCGCAUCGAUUGGGAGAUUUCCGUCCUUCGUGGAUCGUCAGUUUUUCAAAGUCACGAACAUCAACGAUUACAAAGUUUAAAAACAUACUUGACCACCUAUCUAAAGCUAUCGAAUGAUAUGAAUCCAAAUUUUACGGCAAUCGUUGAACGUGUUACGCCACAAGUGACGGCUUGCAAUGUGCAAAAAGAUUUGGCCGUUAUCAAAAAUAUUCGUCGCGUUUCAGAAGGCCCAAGCGAACAAUUGCUACCCGAUUUCUAUUGCGAGCACACAACACUCGCCAUGAAUCGUGAUCGACGAAAGCAUGCACUGGUGAAAUUAUUGCAAUUGGUACGAACGGAUUUGGAUCGCGAGCGAAAAUCACGCAUUGGCCUCAAGGGAUUAUCACAAUCGCUCAAUUCGCAGGAAAACCAAAAUGUCACCGACAAACUCUAUCAUAUUCGAUCGAUGUUGACCUACUUGGAGGGUGCUCGUUUCAAAUUACAAUCAGCAUUGUUAGAAUUGGAUCAUAAACCUCGCGGUUCACAUCCGCUGGCGUCACAUAUUCAAAUCACACGCGAUCGAACUGGUUUGCAGCAAAGCAUACUGAAAGUGCCGCUCUGGUUGAAGAACUCCGACGAAGAGAAACCAAACACGGAAUCUGAAGCCAUCAAUGGCAAUGAAGAUGACGCAGCCGCAACGGUUGACGGAAAAAAUGAGGUGCUGAUUAAAAACUUUGAUCGAAACUUUAGCCGAAGCAAAUCGAGCGUUGAGUAUCCCGUUGCAAUAAGCGCCGGUACAGCAAGCACGAUCAUUGUUGAUUCUCGCAAUUUAGAGAGUAUAGACUUUGAUCGUGGCAUUGCUGAUGGCGGCUCCAAUCAACAUGACUCUGACUUUGAUGAAUUCUCUUCUCAAGAUGAAGACGAUGAGAUCAGCGGUCGAAAUUCCGUGCAAGGAACGAAUAGGCGAUCCACACCAAAUCCAUCAACGCCGAAAGUCAUAAGCCGUUGCCGAGCAAUUUAUGCCUACUCGCCAAAGUUGCCCGAUGAAUUGGAAAUUAACCCAGGUGACCUGAUCGAUGUGCACAUCAAACAGGAGGAUGGCUGGUGGGUUGGUGCAAUAAAAGAACGUGUCGGAACCUUUCCUGCCACUUAUGUAGAGGAAAUUGUUUAAUAAUGUCAAUAAUCGCAAAUUGAGAUAUUUACUAACGCUUUCUGUUACACAUUAUUUUGAUGAUGCGUUUCUUUGAUUUAUCUUUUAUAGUUUAUAUUAAAGUAAACACUAUGUUUUUAGUCUUCCACAGCUGUUACGAAUGACAAUGCGAUCAUACGAGAUCUUGUUUGUUUAUGUAAAUGUAUUUAAAUUCAAGAUUUUUUUUUGACUAAUAUAUAAACAUUAAAAUAAUUUAGACGAUAUGAAUCCAGUUUGAUUAAACCAAAAAGCAACUAAAUGAUAAUUACUCGUAAUUUUCAACACAAUAUUUUUAACACAAACACAUUUUAACGAAUCUAACAAAAAAAAAACAUAUUUUUUAUGUUAAUCGUAUAGUUGUAUCGAAAAACGAAAUGGAACCCCCUGAACAAAAACUAAAACUCUACAAUAAUCAUUGCUAUUUUUAUGCGAAAUGGUUUUAAUGAUCCUUAAAGUGAUGCAAACGUAAUUAAGAUCCGAUGUUAAAUUUACCUUAAUAAAAUAAAUUCCGACAAAUCA